UUACCUGUUCGUCAUUAAUGCGCAGACGAUGGCAGUGACAAGUCAACGAUGCUUGCUUCGUAUUGACGCCCGCAGUGGAGAUGGAGAGUCUCUAGGGUUUCGAUCGCAUUGCUCUCCAUCGACGAGCUCAAGAUGGUCCACCCAUCGAGCUGCCUCCCCUCCCUUCUCCUCGUUACUCUCGCUUCCUUCCUGCUCCGCUCGGAAGCCUCCUGCCGGAAAGGCUGUGACCUCGCCCUCGGCGCCUACUAUGUCUCCCCGCAGGACAACCUCACCUACAUAUCCAGCCUCUUCAACCUCGAAUACGUCGAUCUCGGGCCGUACAAUCCCGAAGUCACGAACUUAAACAGCAUCGGUACCGGCAGCCGCGUUCACGUCUUCUUCCGCUGCGACUGCAUCGAUGGCGACUUCCUUGGUCACAAUUUCUCCUACGUCGUCCUCGGGGGCGAUAGCUACGAAAAGAUUUCCCAGAAUGUGUAUGCCAAUUUGACCACGGCCGCCUCGCUCACCCAGUUCAAUAGCUAUCCGAUGAACAACGUGCCUGAAGGGAAGACCAUCAAUGUGACCGUGAAUUGCUCCUGUGGAGAUUCGUCGGUCUCAAAGAACUACGGUCUGUUCGAGACUUAUCCGCUUCGGCCUGAAGACAAUCUGUGGUCGUUGGCUGAAGCGUAUGGGUUUUCUGGACGAGAGGAUUUGCUGCAAGCGUAUAACCCUGGGAUUAAUUUCAGCGCUGGCAUGGGGAUUGCAUUUAUCCCAACCAAAGAUCCCAGUGGAAGCUAUCGUGCCCUUUCCUCUAGUGCAGGAAUUUCCUCGGGAGCUAUUGCUGGAAUUUCUGUAGCAGGAGUCACUAUUCUGAUAUGCACAAUAUAUUUGUAUAUUUAUUGUCAAAGAAGAAUGAAGGCAAAGAAAGAUUCCUUGCUUUCAUCAACACUUGAAGUGUCAAUGUAUGGACCAGGAAUGACUGCGCCUCGAGAAGAUGGCAAUUCCAUAUUUGUAGGUAUUACUGUUGACAAAUCAGUGGAGUUCACUUAUGAAGAGCUUGCUAGGGCUACAGAUGAUUUUAGCCUAGCAUACAAGAUUGGAAGUGGUGGCUUUGGCAUUGUCUAUUAUGCUGAGCUCAGAGGAGAGAAAGCUGCCAUCAAGAAAAUGGAUAUGCAGGCAACUAAUGAAUUUCUUGCUGAAUUAAAAGUCUUAACUAAUGUUCAUCACUUGAAUUUGGUGCGCUUGAUAGGAUACUGCACUGAGGUUUCUUUAUUUCUUGUGUAUGAAUUCAUUGAUAAUGGGAACUUGAGUGAGCAUUUACGUGGGUUAGGCAGAGAUCCUUUAGCCUGGGUUACAAGGGUGCAAGUUGCUCUUGAUUCAGCCAGGGGUCUAGAGUACAUCCAUGAGCAUACUGUUCCAGUUUAUAUUCACCGCGAUAUCAAAUCUGCAAACAUAUUGUUGGACAAGAAGUUCCGCGCUAAGGUUGCCGAUUUUGGCUUAGCAAAACUUACCGAAGUGGGUUCCUCUUCACAAACACGACUUGUUGGAACAUUUGGUUAUAUGCCUCCAGAGUAUGCGCAGUAUGGUGACAUUUCUCCUAAAGUGGACGUGUAUGCAUUUGGAGUUGUUCUUUUUGAACUUAUUUCAGCCAAAGAUGCAAUUGUGAAAACAGGCGGCUCCCUGACAGAGUCGAAGGGAUUGAUUGCUCUGUUUGAGGGCGCUCUCAGUAAAUCUGAUCCAAAAGAAGAUGUGAAGGAGCUAGUAGACCCGAGGCUUGGUCAGGACUAUCCAAUUGACUCGGUUCUAGCGAUGGCAUUGCUCGCAAAGAGUUGCACCCGAGAAAACCCCCAGCUGAGGCCGACCAUGAGACAAGUCGUGGUGACCUUGAUGACACUAUCAUCGGCUACCGAAGAUUGGGAUAUGGGCACUUUUUAUGAGAACCAAGCUCUUACUGGUCUUAUGUCUGGAAGGUAGCAUGCUCCUAUUUCCCUGUCUUCCACAAUGCACUCGUCACCUGUGUGUACAAAUGUAAAAAAUAUCAUAUUCUGUAUCGUUUGUCAUCUAAUAAGGAUUUAUAUUGCCUGAUUCGUUCCA
Zingiber officinale is the source of this 2073-nucleotide messenger RNA. RefSeq names its product chitin elicitor receptor kinase 1-like. Gene Ontology annotation, molecular function: ATP binding; transmembrane receptor protein kinase activity. Gene Ontology annotation, biological process: protein phosphorylation; innate immune response. Lineage: Eukaryota; Viridiplantae; Streptophyta; Magnoliopsida; Zingiberales; Zingiberaceae. The record is from RefSeq and is a predicted model, not a curated record. The coding region runs from base 133 to 1953 and encodes 606 amino acids. The transcript has 12 exons.